AUGAGGUCCUCUAUUACGCCUCAGAGACGCCGAAUGCCCCCAAGACAAGCAUGGAGCUGCAGGUAUCGCGAAAUGAGCAUCGAAGAUGACCCAGAAUGGAUCAACGAUGAUAUGGACUACGGCGAACUACUGGAGGACUCGUCAGCAAGCAGCAUACAGAUGGAGAGUGACGGCGACGACGAGGACGGUACGGUUUGCUCCGACGAACGAGGAGACCAGCCGGAGUUUUAUAGCCAGAUGGCGGAUUUUUACGGACAGGCCAAACAUCUGAAAAUGGACGAACAGUUCUGCGAAGCUAGAAAGACGUUCAAUAGCGUUCGUGAACUGGCUUUAAAUGCCAAUGAACCCCUCUGGGCUUUCAAAGCCCAAAAACAGGUAGUCAAAUGUGCCAUUGGCGAGUUUACGUUGGAUUCAGCGGCACAAUCCAUACUUAGCAACGAGCUGCUCGCAUUGUUACCACCUGACGUAAUUUUGACUCUUCCAGCCGAGUAUUUGCAAAAAUCCUUAACUAAAAUCAUCGACCGCAUUGCUCCGCCAAUUGCAGGGUGCUUUUUAUUCGAUCGAUGUCCUGAAGUUGACUUAGAGAAGCUUCGUUCCCGGCUCAGUCUGCUCGACGGUCUCAAUCCAUGUGUUUCACUCCUGGAACCCCUCUCGACGCAUUUACAACUUCGUAUUUGCGAGCUCCAAUUAUGGGUAGUAAGACUAACUGAAAACUCCAUUGACCUGCCAGCUCUUGACAAAUUGGAGGCAAACUGCGGUGCUGAUGUACGUGCGCUUGAAACUAUGCUACAAUCAUUCAUGUGGCUCUAUUUUUAUCGCGAACAAAUCGACACGCAUCGGUGGUCUCUGCGCCUGUCAAAAUUGCGAGCCAUCUUGAGCACAACGUUAGUCCUUUCUCAAAGUAUGAGUCUUACUGCAUUAAUGCACUUCUCCGAGGCUAUCGUCCAACUUCACAACUCACAGCUGGUAUGUACUGUGCGCCAUCUCAAUGUUUGCAAAGACGGCUUUUGGAAGUGCUUCCGAGAUUUGGAACACGCAGGGCUUUCGAUCACUAAGGCCAAAAGUACAUUUCGCGAUUUGACUUUGAGUUGCUUUGUUAUAUCGUGCACUUUACUUCUACCUCACACGGAAAAUGCUCAGGAGGACAACAUUUCUCCCUUCGAAUACGAAGCAGUACAGCUUACCGAGAACGCAACUCUUCUGGCCAAUUUGCGAGAAAUUUACGACUCCUUUAUAAAGGGUGAUUUGAAGAAGUAUGCUUCAAUCUUGCCUAUAAUCGCUGUUGAUCGGUUGCCUUUGAAGCUUCUUAUUCUCAAGAUGCACGAAUCGUUUCGCCUGCGAAGACUUUGGCAAUUUAUUGCGCCAGUUUACUCGUGUCUGUCACUUGCCGACUUGCAGAAAGAGCUUUACAUUCCUUCGGAACCGUGUUUAUCUCAGAGUGAUAUCAUAAAGCUAUUAAUGCGCAGUAUCAUGAACAACACGGCAAAGGUUUACUUUAAGCUGGACCUGAAGCAAAGAUUUGUCUUUUUUGGCGAGACUUACAAGGUACGCUUCUCAGCCCUGACAAAACGUCAAUCUUUGGCCAAAAAGGCCCAAGAGUUAUCAAUCUUCGACAAAUAUUCAUCUCCACAGCUAGCUUGGCCCGGUGCAAACGCGACACGUGAGACGCAACCCGAAACGUGCAAUGCGCUUGAACAUCACCAAGAAUGGCUUGAAAACGUUGGAAUCUUUAGAGAACCUUCACAAGCCGAUAACAAGAACAAGACUUGCUUACAGUUCAUCAAUGAGCUGCAAUCUUUAAAAGGUGAGGGCAUCCCGACUUGCAAAACAUCCGCGCAAGAUUCCGUUCUAAAAUACUACGAGUUUCUUGAAGUACUUUCUCAGCAAUUUUGA
Messenger RNA from Lachancea mirantina, 1893 nucleotides. Lineage: Eukaryota; Fungi; Ascomycota; Saccharomycetes; Saccharomycetales; Saccharomycetaceae. The record is from the annotation of a GenBank genome assembly.